AUGAACUUAACAUUAUUCAUAGUAUUGACGGUACUGGGUCUCUGUCAGGCCUUACCUAUUGACAACAGUACCGGUAGUAACAACAGUGCGUUCAAUGUGUUGGCCUUUUGGCAGACAACUGGAGACGAAGCGCACACCAGUUUCUACAAUGAGGCCAACCGAUGGUUUCCAGAGCACGCCUCGGCCAACGGCUAUACCUAUCGCAGUACUAGUAAUUGGGAUGAGCUAUACAAUCUGAAAAACUAUCAAUUGGUACUGUUUCUCGACGACGUUCCCUACAGUAAUGAACAGAGACAACAAUUACAACACUGGUUGGAACAGGGAGGCGGACUGUUGGCUUUUCAUGUGUCACUGUUCAAUCAAAACCCAUCCAAGUGGUCAUGGUUUUAUAAUACACUGUUCGGUGCCGGUUCGUACGUGAAAAACACGUGGUGGCCAACCAAAGCCACACUACAUGUGGACAGUCCCCAACAUCCGGCAAUGGCUGGCAUUCCCCAAAAAUUUGAAGCCUGUGUUAAUGAAUGGUACGCCUGGAGUAAUGAUCUGCGAAAUAAUCAAAACAUUGAAAUACUGGCCUCAAUUGAUCCGUCGAGUUUUCCGUUGGGUACCGACCCGUCCCAGACCUGGCACAGUGGCUAUUAUCCGGUUAUUUGGGCCAACAAACAUCAUCGGGCUAUCUAUAUGAAUGUGGGACACAAUCUCAUGGAUUACGGCAAACAUCAGACCAAGUCGUCGACAUUUGCCAGCGAAACACAAAAUAAAUUUUUAUUUCAAGCAAUGAAAUGGGCGGCACAUCAAUAA
Oppia nitens is the source of this 801-nucleotide messenger RNA. RefSeq lists its product as uncharacterized. The coding region runs from base 1 to 801 and encodes 266 amino acids. NCBI's taxonomy places the organism in Eukaryota, Metazoa, Arthropoda, Arachnida, Sarcoptiformes, Oppiidae. The transcript has a single exon. The record is from RefSeq and is a predicted model, not a curated record.